ACCAAUCACCGGCCGCGAGCGUCACCCCGGAAAAUAUAACCCCCGGGGCCUCAUCUGCAAGCCUGUGGACACCCUGCGCUGCAGCCGAACGACCGAGCUACCGAGCUAAUCCAGCCAUGGCCUCCACCGCGCUCUCCACCGCCUCCAACCCUACUCAGCUGUGCAGGUCUCGCGCCUCGCUGGGCAAGCCCGUCAAGGGCCUGGGCUUCGGCCGGGAGCGCGUGCCGAGGACGGCGACGACCAUCACAUGCCAGGCCGCGAGCAGCAUCCCGGCCGACCGCGUCCCGGACAUGGGCAAGCGCCAGCUGAUGAACCUCCUCCUGCUCGGCGCCAUCUCGCUCCCCACCGUCGGCAUGCUCGUCCCCUACGGCGCCUUCUUCAUCCCCGCCGGGUCCGGGAACGCCGGCGGCGGGCAGGUCGCCAAGGACAAGCUCGGCAACGACGUGCUCGCCGAGGAGUGGCUCAAGACACACGGCCCCAACGACCGCACCCUCACCCAGGGGCUCAAGGGUGACCCGACGUACCUCGUCGUGGAGGCCGACAAGACGCUGGCCACGUACGGGAUCAACGCCGUGUGCACGCACCUUGGGUGCGUCGUGCCGUGGAACGCCGCCGAGAACAAGUUCAUCUGCCCCUGCCACGGCUCGCAGUACAACAACCAGGGCAGGGUCGUCCGUGGACCUGCUCCCCUGUCGCUGGCAUUGGUGCACGCCGACGUCGACGACGGCAAGGUUCUCUUCGUGCCGUGGGUGGAGACCGACUUCAGGACCGGCGACAACCCGUGGUGGGCGUAAGCUAUAACAACAUGAUCCAUAUCAUCAUCAGCAGCAAAGUUCACUUGUGUGAUCAGCUUGUAGCUAUAAGUCCGCUGUAUCUGAGAAACGCUGCUGUAAAUCCAUCUUCACUUUGUUUUUCCAAAUUAUAUGUACACACACUGUCACACUGUAUGAAAGAGCAUAAAACCCUUUUCACUGCAUAAGUAACCCUUUUUGAGGGUUAUGAAUCUGUGAGAUGGAUACUCUUUUAUAGCAGAUCAUACCUUAGAUGUCUUCCUGAAUAUGGGCAUUUCUGCAUCUGCACUACACUCUGAAACUGAAAGACUGAAGAAUUCAGGGCAUAAGAUAGCAUAUAUAGAGAAUUGUUUCAGAGCAA
Oryza sativa Japonica Group (Japanese rice) is the source of this 1152-nucleotide messenger RNA. Lineage: Eukaryota; Viridiplantae; Streptophyta; Magnoliopsida; Poales; Poaceae. The record is from RefSeq and is a predicted model, not a curated record.